Molecule: messenger RNA, 1909 nt
Organism: Hyla sarda
Lineage: Eukaryota; Metazoa; Chordata; Amphibia; Anura; Hylidae
Gene: SRSF6
Product: serine and arginine rich splicing factor 6
Exons: 6
Coding region: 102-1706 (534 amino acids)
Biological process (GO): alternative mRNA splicing, via spliceosome; mRNA splice site recognition
Cellular component (GO): ribonucleoprotein complex; nucleus; cytoplasm
Molecular function (GO): mRNA binding
Source: RefSeq, a predicted model, not a curated record
ACUAAAGACCACGCCCACGUAGUUUAUAAAGCUCCCCUCCCGCCUUUUGUCGCGUCACUCUGCAGCGGGAGCUGAGGCCGCCAUCUUCUUCGAUCAGCGCCAUGCCGCGUGUGUACGUGGGGAGACUGAGUUACCACGUCCGGGAGAAAGACAUACAGAGGUUCUUCGGGGGUUACGGGAAACUACUGGAGGUGGACCUGAAGAAUGGAUACGGCUUUGUGGAGUUUGAAGAUUCACGUGACGCCGAUGACGCUGUAUAUGAGCUGAAUGGGAAAGACCUUUGUGGGGAGCGGGUGAUUGUAGAGCAUGCCCGGGGGCCGCGCCGGGACAGAGAUGGAUACAGCUUUGGAAGUCGCAGUGGCUACAGGAGCCAAAGAUCUGGCAGAGAUAAAUAUGGUCCUCCUGUGCGGACAGAGUUCAGGCUUAUUGUGGAAAAUCUUUCUAGUCGGUGCAGUUGGCAGGACCUUAAGGAUUUCAUGAGGCAGGCAGGUGAGGUUACCUAUGCAGAUGCACACAAAGAACGUACCAAUGAGGGGGUGAUAGAAUUUCGAUCUUACUCUGAUAUGAAGAGAGCCCUCGAUAAAUUGGAUGGCACUGAGAUAAAUGGCAGAAAAAUUCGCCUGGUUGAAAGUAAAACACGCCACAGGAGGUCUUAUUCUGGCAGCAGGUCCAGGUCACGAUCCAGGAGCAGGAGAAGAUCUCGCAGCAGGAGCAGACAUAGCAGCCACAGCAGAUCCAGGAGCCGUUCCCGUUCUCCUGUCAAGAAGAGCCGUUCCCGUUCACCAGUAAAGCGGAGUAGAUCUCGUUCACCAGUGAAGAAGAGUCGUUCCCGAUCUCCUGCUAAAAGUCGCUCUCAUUCCCCUGCUAAGAAAAGUCAGUCUAGGUCUCCUACUAAGGAAAGCCGCUCUCGUUCUCCAAUAAAACGGAGCCGUUCACAUUCACCUGCUAAGAGUCAGUCUAGGUCCAAAUCUCGAUCCAGAAGUAAGGAAACCUCUCGAUCACCAUCAAAACAGAGGAAGUCCCGUUCUGAAAGCAAACCUAAAUCUGAGCGUGGCUCUCGAUCUCGCAGCCGCUCAAAGGGAAAGCGCAAGCGGUCUCGUAGCAAUUCUAAAGGAAAACGAGAUCGUUCUGGCAGCCGUACAAAAUCAAAGCGUGAGCGGUCUGGCAGCCGCACUAGAUCCAAACGUGAUAGAUCUGGCAGUCGUUCAAAGAGCAAACGGGGUCGUUCUCGCAGUCGCUCUAGAGGCAAGCGAGACUCUAAGGGUAAAAGAGAUCAGUCAAGAGAGCGAUCACGUAGUCAGUCCAAGGGAAAGAGGGACAGAUCUCGUGAGAGAUCACGUAGUCUCUCUAAGGGGAAAAGAGAGAUUUCUAGGGAGAGGUCUCGUGACAGGUCACGUAGUCAGUCAAAGGGAAAUAGAGAAGCUUCCAGGGAGAGGUCCAGAAGUCAGUCCAAGGGAGACCAUGACCGGUCUCGUAGUAGAUCUAGAAGCAGGGAUCGCUCCAGGAGUCGAUCAAACAUUAAACAAGAAAGAUCUUCCCAUAGUCGUUCCAGAUCUCUUUCCCCAAUGGAAAAUGGUAAUGGUGCUGCCAGAUCCCGAUCUAAAUCACCAGAUCCAUCUUUUGCUGGCAAGGAAAGGUCAGUGUCUCCACCUCCACGUGCUGCCUCCGCUGCCAGCUCGCGGUCUCGUUCUAGCUCCCCAGAGUAGGGUUUUUUGUGACGUAGACUUAUUUGCCCAGUGUUCUGAGCCUCACAAGUCGAUUCCCAUAAAAUCACCUUAGAUGUUUCAGUGCAGACAUGUCCUCACCUUUUCUGUGUCAUAUCCUGGCAACAGAAGGAUUUCAGCUAUGUAAAUAGGUAAAGGCAAUAAUUUUUAUUUUGUUUUUUUGUUUUGUUUUUUAUGCAUGAAAA